This is a messenger RNA of Odontomachus brunneus, 1670 nucleotides long. It is a transcript of the gene Hsc20, whose product is annotated as iron-sulfur cluster co-chaperone protein HscB. The transcript is spliced from 4 exons. The coding region runs from base 729 to 1496 and encodes 255 amino acids. Gene Ontology annotation, biological process: [2Fe-2S] cluster assembly; protein complex oligomerization. Gene Ontology annotation, cellular component: mitochondrion. Gene Ontology annotation, molecular function: protein-folding chaperone binding; ATPase activator activity. The record is from RefSeq and is a predicted model, not a curated record. Lineage: Eukaryota; Metazoa; Arthropoda; Insecta; Hymenoptera; Formicidae.
ACUUAACGUAAUGUUCGAGGUUCUCUCGGGUGACACUACGGAGCUUCAUUCGGAGUCCUUUAAUAGUGGCUCUUUAUCGCUCUGAGGAAGGUCCCUGGACCCGUGGUAGAAAGUACCGUAGCGUAAAUGCUAUUAGCCUCGCGCCACUAUUACGAAUAAAAGAGAGGAAGCUCCGGCUGAUCUUUCGUGAUGUAGGUGCGUGAGUGUUGGUCAAAGUUACAGCUAUGUGUAGCGGCGUUGCCUCCUUCGGAGGCGAGGAAUCGCGUGGAACUCAACAGGGCCUAUCGUACGAGGGAACUUCAUUUUUUUCUGUCGCACAUUGACAAAGAAAACAAAAUCCACUUGCAAUUGCUAAUAUAUAUUAACACCUUUUUCUCGACAAACUUGAAGAAUGCACCCGACAUCCAAUAGGAAAAUUUUUAUUUUCUGAUGACAUACAGCAGCAAAUUUGUAUCAUUUUUAGGGUUAAGGUCCGUUUAGCGUUGCAAGUGCAUCAGAGCGACAGAUAGACCAAUCAUGUUGAUUCAAUUGACGUUUCGAAGCAUUUGCAGUAUUGAACGGACUCUGCCCAUAGAUCAGCUAUUAGAAAAUUUAUUUUCGAAAGAUUAUUGAAAUAAAUUUUCUUAUUUAAUACGUUAAUUUUCUUAUUUAAUGUUUUGUGAAAUUUAUUAAAAGAAGCACAAAUAAAUUGUAUCAAUUAUCACCAGACAAAAUUUCAAUUAUCGGUUAUGACAAGAUCCAUUGAUAAAAUGUUCUUAAUGAGAAUCAUAAAAAAAUCCAGCGUAGCUGGAUGUCCAGUCAACCAACAGUGUUACAAGCUAUACUCACAUCAUACAUCAAGAAUUGCAGUACAGUCUACAAUCUCUUCAGUUGGAGGUUUGCGGUUUUGCAGUGAUAAUCCACUCAAAUGUUGGAAUUGUGACUACAUGUAUAAGUCAGAGCUGUUCUGCUCAAAAUGCAAAGUACUGCUGGAAAUGCCACAGAAUUUAAAUUAUUUUGACAUUAUGGGAAUUAAGAAAGAUUAUAAUGUGGUGAACGAGGAAAUUCAUAAAAAAUAUAGGGAGUUACAAAAAAUGCUACAUCCUGAUAAGUUUGGCAACAAAUCUGAGAAAGAAAAGCAAGUCUCAGAGAAUUUAUCAUCUCUAGUAAAUAAGGCUUAUAGUACAUUGGCACAUCCAUUAAAAAGGGGAUUAUAUAUGUUACAAUUAAAAGGUGUAUCUAUACCAGAAGAAACUACUAGCUUAAAUCCAGAAUUUCUCAUGGAGAUUAUGGAACGCAAUGAAGAGAUAGAAAGCGCAGCAGGAGACAAAGAUAAAAUUUUGAAAUUGGCUAUGAAAUCUAAAGAAGAGCUCGAUACUCUAUCAAGACAAGUGGCAGAAGCAUUUUAUAAGAAAGAUAUUGAAACAGCAACCAAAAUCUUAAUAAAAAUGAAGUAUUAUGAUAGUAUAAGUAAAAGGUUAAAGAAAUUGAAGCAUGAUUUAGGUAUAGUAGAAUAAGUAUAUCACAAGCCCAAAUAUAAAUGUUUUGUUAUAAAAUAUUUUUAAGGCACCAUAUGAGGUUGAGAAAUAAAGAUGUUUCCAUUUAAAUAUAAUAAUAACAGGAAAAUACAGGGCAAAAAUAAUGAGAGUACAAAAUGAUAAAUGAAUAUAUAGCAGAUUUACAUCCUUUCA